This is a messenger RNA of Gongylonema pulchrum, 306 nucleotides long. Lineage: Eukaryota; Metazoa; Nematoda; Chromadorea; Rhabditida; Gongylonematidae. The record is from the annotation of a GenBank genome assembly.
AUGUCUGGCGUUGCGGUAAAACGUCUUGUCGAAGAGCGCAAUGAAUGGCGGAGGAAGAGCCCGCACGGCUUCAUAGCGAGGCCAAUAGCCAACGAAGACGGCACAAAAAAUCUGUUUGUUUGGGAGUGCGGAAUUCCAGGCCGAAAGAAUACUGCCUGGGAAGGCGGGUUAUUCAAGCUGCUCAUGGAAUUCACCGACAAAUAUCCAAAUACUCCACCAGCAUGCUAUUUUAGGCCACCAAUUUUCCAUCCCAACAUUGACCCAACUGGAAUUGUUUGUCUGCCGUCGUUGGAAAAAAACAACUAA